AUGAUGGCCAUGAACGCCAAGCAGCCGUUCGCCAUGCACGCCCUGCAGGAGCCCAAGUUCUCCGGCCUGCACUCCAGCGCGGAGGCGAUGCGCAGAGUUUGCCUCCCGGCCCCGCAGCUGCAGGGCAAUAUAUUCGGGAGCUUCGAUGAGAGCCUGCUGGCCCGCGCCGAGGCUCUGGCCGCCGUCGACAUCGCCCCCCACGCCAAGGGCCACCACCACCAGCCCCCCUUCAAGCCCGACGUCUCCUUCCCCGCCAUGAGCGGCGUCCCCUGCCCCGCUGCCCUCCCGCACCCCGCCGCGCUGGCCGCCCACCCGCACCCGCUCCCGCACCCGGCGCUGGACGGCGGCGACCUGCUGGAGCACCUCUCUCCCUCGCUGGCCGUCGGGGGGCUGGCCGAGCCCCCCGCCCUGCCCGCCCCGCUGCCGCCGCACCCGCUGGCUGCCGCGGGCCCCUUGGCCGUGGGCGUGGGCCCCCCGGGGGGCCCGGCGCCGCCGCCCACCGCCCCCGAGGCCGAGGCGGACCCGCGGGAGCUGGAGGCCUUCGCCGAGCGCUUCAAGCAGCGGCGGGUGCGGCUGGGGGUGACCCAGGCCGACGUGGGGGCAGCGCUGGCCGCGCUGAAGCUGCCGGGCGUGGGCUCGCUCAGCCAGAGCACGAUCUGCCGCUUCGAGUCGCUGACGCUGUCGCACAACAACAUGUCGGCGCUGCGGCCGGUGCUGCAGGCCUGGCUGGAGGGCGCCGAGGCGGCCCAGCGCGACCGCAGCCACGGCCCCGACCCGCUGCUGGCCGGCGCCGAGCGCAAGCGCAAGCGGACCUCGAUCGCCGCCCCCGAGAAGCGCUCGCUGGAGGCUUAUUUCGCCCUGCAGCCCCGGCCCUCCUCCGAGAAGAUCGCCGCUAUCGCCGAGAAGCUGGACCUCAAGAAGAACGUGGUGCGCGUCUGGUUCUGCAACCAGCGCCAGAAGCAGAAGCGCAUGAAGUACUCGGCCGUGCACUGA
This is a messenger RNA of Apus apus (common swift), 993 nucleotides long. It is a transcript of the gene POU4F3, whose product is annotated as POU class 4 homeobox 3. Bases 1 to 993 code for a protein of 330 amino acids. Gene Ontology annotation, biological process: regulation of transcription by RNA polymerase II. The transcript is spliced from 2 exons. Lineage: Eukaryota; Metazoa; Chordata; Aves; Apodiformes; Apodidae. The record is from RefSeq and is a predicted model, not a curated record. Gene Ontology annotation, molecular function: RNA polymerase II cis-regulatory region sequence-specific DNA binding; DNA-binding transcription factor activity, RNA polymerase II-specific.